Molecule: messenger RNA, 6139 nt
Organism: Otolemur garnettii (small-eared galago)
Lineage: Eukaryota; Metazoa; Chordata; Mammalia; Primates; Galagidae
Gene: COL5A2
Product: collagen type V alpha 2 chain
Exons: 54
Coding region: 276-4619 (1447 amino acids)
Molecular function (GO): protein binding; extracellular matrix structural constituent
Source: RefSeq, a predicted model, not a curated record
GACCGUUGCUUGGCAGACACUGGAUGGUUAUGAGCCUGAACAAGCUGAAAAGGGGCAGGAAAAGAAGUGGAGGCAGCAUUCUUCCUAUUUAAAGCUGCAUCGCUUGAAAAAAGUUUUCACAGACUGUGCCGGAGCUGGUGCUGAAAAAGGGGGUUUGCAGAGGCAGCCCCGGGGCUGGUGCUGAAAGAAGAGUCCACAGCUGACUUCAUGGUGCUACAAUAACCUUAGAAUCUACUUUUUAUUCCCAGGAGGACCCACAUGUCUAAUAUUUAGACAUGAUGGCAAACUGGGUAGAAGCAAGACCUCUCCUCAUUCUUACUGUUUUAUUAGGGCAAUUUGUCUCAAUAAAAGCCCAGGAAGAAGGCGAGGAUGAAGGAUAUGGUGAAGAAAUAGCCUGCACUCAGAAUGGCCAGAUGUACUUAAACAGGGACAUUUGGAAACCUGCCCCUUGUCAGAUCUGUGUCUGUGACAAUGGAGCUAUUCUUUGUGACAAGAUAGAGUGCCAAGAAGUUCUUGACUGUGCUGACCCUAUAACUCCUCCUGGAGAAUGCUGUCCUGUCUGUUCCCAAACAGCUGGAGGUGGCAAUAACAACUUUGGUAGAGGAAGAAAGGGACAAAAAGGAGAACCAGGAUUAGUGCCUGUUGUAACAGGCAUACGUGGUCGUCCAGGGCCGGCAGGACCUCCAGGAUCACAAGGACCAAGAGGAGAGCGAGGCCCAAAGGGAAGACCUGGUCCUCGUGGUCCUCAGGGAAUUGAUGGAGAACCAGGUGUUCCUGGUCAACCUGGUUCUCCUGGGCCUCCUGGACAUCCAUCCCACCCAGGACCAGACGGCAUGAGUAGGCCAUUUUCAGCUCAGAUGGCUGGGUUGGAUGAGAAAUCUGGACUUGGGAGUCAAGUAGGACUGAUGCCUGGCUCUGUGGGUCCUGUUGGCCCAAGAGGACCACAAGGUUUACAAGGACAGCAAGGUGGUGCGGGACCUGCAGGACCUCCUGGUGAGCCUGGUGAACCUGGACCAAUGGGUCCAAUUGGUGCACGUGGACCAGAGGGCCCUCCAGGGAAACCUGGGGAAGAUGGUGAAGCUGGUAGAAAUGGAAAUCCUGGUGAAGUGGGCUUUACAGGAUCUCCGGGAGCUCGAGGUUUUCCUGGGGCUCCUGGUCUUCCAGGCCUGAAGGGUCACCGAGGACACAAAGGUCUUGACGGCCCUAAAGGUGAAGUUGGAGCACCUGGUUCCAAGGGUGAAGCUGGCCCUACUGGUCCAAUGGGUGCUAUGGGUCCUCUGGGUCCGAGGGGAAUGCCUGGAGAGAGAGGGAGACUUGGACCACAGGGUGCUCCAGGACAACGAGGUGCACAUGGCAUGCCAGGAAAACCUGGACCAAUGGGGCCUCUUGGGAUAGCUGGCUCUGCUGGUUUUCCUGGAAAUCCUGGAAUGAAGGGAGAAGCGGGUCCUACUGGGGCACGAGGCCCUGAAGGUCCUCAGGGGCAGAGAGGUGAAACUGGACCGCCGGGUCCAGUUGGCUCUUCUGGUCUUCCUGGUGCAAUGGGAACUGAUGGUACACCUGGUGCCAAAGGUCCCAUGGGCUCUCCAGGUACCUCUGGUCCUCCUGGCUUGGCAGGGCCCCCUGGAUCUCCAGGACCUCAGGGUAGCACUGGACCUCAGGGAAUUCGAGGCCAACCGGGUGAUCCAGGAGUUCCAGGUUUCAAAGGAGAAGCUGGCCCAAAAGGGGAACCAGGGCCACAUGGUAUUCAGGGUCCGAUAGGCCCACCUGGAGAAGAAGGCAAAAGAGGUCCCCGAGGUGACCCAGGAACAGUUGGUCCUCCAGGGCCAGUGGGAGAAAGGGGUCCUCCUGGCAAUCGUGGUUUUCCAGGCUCUGAUGGUUUACCUGGACCAAAGGGUGCUCAAGGAGAGAGGGGUCCUGUAGGUUCUUCAGGACCCAAAGGAGGCCAGGGGGACCCAGGACGACUAGGUGAACCUGGGCUUCCAGGUGCUCGGGGUUUGACAGGAAAUCCUGGAGUUCAAGGUCCAGAAGGAAAACUUGGACCUUUGGGUGCUCCUGGAGAAGACGGCCGUCCGGGCCCUCCGGGGUCCAUAGGAAUCAGAGGGCAGCCUGGGAGUAUGGGUCUUCCGGGCCCCAAGGGUAGCAGUGGCGACCCUGGGAAGCCUGGAGAAGCAGGAAAUGCUGGUGUUCCUGGGCAAAGGGGAGCUCCAGGGAAAGAUGGUGAAGUUGGUCCUUCUGGUCCUGUGGGCCCUCCGGGUCUCGCUGGAGAAAGAGGAGAACAGGGACCUCCAGGCCCCACUGGCUUUCAGGGGCUUCCUGGUCCUCCAGGGCCUCCUGGCGAAGGUGGAAAACCAGGGGAUCAGGGUGUUCCUGGAGAUCCUGGAGCAGUUGGCCCAUUAGGACCCAGAGGAGAACGAGGAAAUCCUGGGGAAAGAGGAGAACCAGGAAUAACUGGCCUCCCUGGUGAGAAGGGCAUGGCUGGAGGACACGGUCCUGAUGGUCCAAAGGGCAGUCCAGGUCCAUCUGGGACCCCUGGAGAUACAGGCCCACCAGGUCUUCAAGGAAUGCCGGGAGAAAGAGGAAUUGCAGGAACUCCUGGCCCCAAGGGUGACAGAGGUGGCAUAGGAGAGAAAGGCGCUGAAGGUACAGCUGGAAAUGAUGGUGCUAGAGGUCUUCCAGGUCCCUUGGGCCCUCCAGGUCCUGCAGGUCCCACUGGAGAAAAGGGUGAACCUGGUCCUCGAGGUUUAGUGGGCCCUCCUGGCUCCCGUGGAAAUCCUGGUUCUCGUGGUGAAAAUGGCCCAACCGGGGCUGUUGGGUUUGCUGGACCCCAGGGUCCUGAUGGGCAGCCUGGGGUGAAAGGAGAACCUGGAGAGCCAGGACAGAAGGGAGAUGCUGGUUCUCCUGGACCACAAGGGCUGGCAGGAUCCCCUGGCCCUCAUGGUCCUAACGGUGUUCCUGGACUAAAAGGUGGCCGAGGAACCCAGGGUCCACCGGGUGCUACUGGAUUUCCUGGUUCUGCUGGCAGAGUUGGACCUCCAGGCCCUACUGGAGCUGUAGGACCUGCGGGACCCUUAGGGGAACCUGGGAAGGAGGGACCUCCAGGUCUACGUGGGGACCCUGGCUCUCAUGGGCGAGUGGGAGAUCGAGGACCAGCUGGCCCUCCUGGUGGUCCAGGGGACAAAGGGGAUCCUGGAGAAGAUGGACAAUCUGGUCCAGAUGGUCCCCCUGGUCCAGCUGGAACUACUGGGCAAAGAGGAAUAGUUGGCAUGCCUGGGCAACGUGGAGAGCGGGGCAUGCCUGGUCUGCCAGGCCCAGCGGGCACACCAGGAAAAGUAGGGCCAACUGGUGCAACAGGAGAUAAAGGUCCACCUGGACCGGUGGGACCCCCCGGCUCUAAUGGUCCUGUAGGGGAACCUGGACCAGAAGGUCCAGCCGGAAAUGAUGGUACUCCGGGACGGGAUGGUGCUGUUGGUGAACGUGGUGAUCGUGGAGACCCUGGGCCGGCUGGUCUACCAGGCUCCCAGGGUGCCCCUGGAACUCCUGGCCCUGUUGGAGCCCCAGGAGAUGCAGGACAAAGAGGAGACCCGGGUUCUCGGGGUCCUAUAGGACCACCUGGUCGAGCUGGAAAACGUGGUUUACCUGGACCACAAGGACCUCGUGGAGACAAAGGUGAUCACGGAGACCGAGGUGACCGAGGUCAGAAGGGCCACAGAGGCUUCACUGGUCUUCAGGGUCUUCCUGGCCCUCCUGGCCCAAAUGGUGAACAAGGAAGUGCUGGAAUCCCUGGACCCUUUGGCCCCAGAGGCCCCCCAGGCCCAGUUGGUCCUUCGGGUAAAGAAGGAAACCCUGGGCCACUUGGCCCGAUUGGACCUCCAGGUGUGCGGGGCAGUAUAGGAGAAGCAGGACCUGAGGGCCCUCCUGGUGAACCUGGCCCACCUGGCCCUCCAGGUCCCCCUGGCCACCUCACAGCUGCUCUAGGGGAUAUCAUGGGACACUAUGAUGAAAGCAUGCCAGAUCCACUUCCAGAGUUUACUGAAGAUCAGACAGGUGAAUACUGGAUUGAUCCUAACCAGGGAUCUGUUGAAGAUGCAAUCAAAGUUUACUGCAACAUGGAUACCGGAGAAACGUGUAUUUCAGCAAACCCAUCCAGUAUACCUCGCAAAAUGUGGUGGGCCAGUAAAUCUCCAGACCAUAAGCCUAUUUGGUAUGGUCUUGAUAUGAAUAGAGGCUCUCAGUUCACUUAUGGGGACCACCACUCACCUAAUACAGCCAUAACCCAGAUGACCUUCUUACGCCUUUUAUCAAAAGAAGCUUCCCAGAACAUUACUUACAUCUGUAAAAACACUGUAGGGUACAUGGAUGAUCAAGCUAAGAAUCUCAAGAAGGCUGUGAUUCUUAAAGGGGCAAAUGAUUUAGAAAUCAAAGCAGAGGGAAACAUUAGAUUCAGAUAUAUAGUUCUUCAAGAUACUUGCUCUAAGAGAAAUGGAAAUGUGGGCAAGACGGUCUUUGAAUAUAGAACGCAGAAGGUGGCGCGCUUGCCGAUUAUAGAUCUUGCCCCCGUGGAUAUCGGCAGCACAGACCAGGAAUUUGGCGUAGAACUCGGGCCAGUUUGUUUUGUGUAAAGUAAGCCCAGAUACAUCGGCAAUAAGGACCACCAUCAAUGACAACCACCAUUCACAAGAACUUUGACUGUUUGAAGUUGAUCCUGAGACUCUUGAAGUAAUGGCUGAUCCUGCAUCAGCACUGUACAUACGGUCUUACGUGCCUGGCCUCCUUAUCCUUCAGAAUAUUUAUUUUACUUAUGAUCCUCAAGUUUUAAUUGAUUUAAAAUAUUUUUCAAUACAGCAGUUUAGGUGUAAGACGACCAAGGACAAUGACCACCUUUUAAAAAAGUAAACUGAUUAAAUAAACAAUCUCCGUUUUCUUCCAUUUAUUUUGAUGUAAUGAAAAAGAUGCUUAGUAUUUAUGAGGAAAUUCUUCUUCCCGGCAGGUAGCUUAAAGAGUGGGGUAUAUAAAACCACAACACACGUGGCUUGCUUGAGGCUACACUUUGGAAAAUAGAAAGUGCUCUUUCGUGACUUCUUCCCAGAUUAUUAAUUAAAAAUGGAAAUGUUUAACUUUGUGAUUGAGACCCACAUGCAUGUCUUGAUAUUGUGUAACUAUUAUAGAGAUGCUUGAAAAGAAUCCUUAAAAAACACCAGUUUCUCAAUGUCUUAAGUGGGAUUUUCAAAAAAUAUAUAUUCAAUGGCAUUUUAGGAGAACACAGUGAAAUGACUUCAACUUCUUACAUAUGUGUAAAGUGUGAUAACAUUAGACUUCUUUCUUAUUCAAAUUUAAGGAUACCCUUGUCCACCAGAGCCAAUCUAUCUAUGUGGAUAGAAGUUACACUAGUAUACUAUUUAAUACAUUAGCUAUUUCUUAUUUAAGAAGAUAUUGAAUACAAAAUAGUAGAACUUAAUAGACACAUGUCCAGGACCCUAAGUUGAAACUCCUCCACACAUAAAUCUUAUCAUCCUGAAGCCUAUAAUGAAGAAAAAAGAUCUAGAAACUCAGUUGUGGAGCUGACUCUAAUUAAAUGUGAUGAUUGGAAUUAGACCAUUUGACCUUUGAACUUUCAUAGGAAAAUGACCCAACAUUUCUUAGCAUGAGCUACCUCAUCUCUAGAAGCUGGGAUGGACUUAUUAUUCUUCUUUAUAUUUUAGAUACAGAAAGGUGCUAUGCUUCUGUUAUUAUUCCAAGACUGGAGAUAGGCAGGGCUAAAAGUAUUAUUAUUAUUUUUCCUUUAAUGAUGGUGCUAAAAUGCUUUCUCUAAAACUCUUUGACAAUAAAGAUGGCUUCAUCACUAUCAUUGUGAAAAACCUAAUUGCUAGACAUCCCAUUUCUGAAAGAAAGAGCAUUGUUCCAAUGCCUUUCACUGUUCCUCUGUCAUAUGUAUCUGGAAUGCUUUGUAAUAUUUGCAUGUCUCUGAGACCAGAACAGUCCCCUUGUGCCUCGAGAUUUUUAAAAAAUUGCAUUUGUUGACUCUUUAUUUUUUUCUUUAAAAAUAAAUAACUGGGACCAUCCCAAAGGACAAGCCAUGCACACAACUUUGGUCAUGUAUCUCUGCAAAGCAUCAAAUUAAAUGCACGCUUUUGUCAUGUCA